Messenger RNA from Bubalus bubalis (water buffalo), 1437 nucleotides. It is a transcript of the gene CENATAC, whose product is annotated as centrosomal AT-AC splicing factor. The transcript has 8 exons. Lineage: Eukaryota; Metazoa; Chordata; Mammalia; Artiodactyla; Bovidae. The coding region runs from base 94 to 948 and encodes 284 amino acids. The record is from RefSeq and is a predicted model, not a curated record.
CGCGGAGCCUCGGAGUUCUCCCGCCCCCAGAGGUCAGAGGUCACGGGGCCGCGAAGGAGAAGCUUUGCGUCGCGGCUUCCCAGUCCUAGGCAGAUGGCGCCGGCGCAGCGUUGUCCUCUUUGCCGCCAGACUUUCUUCUGCGGUCGCGGGCACGUCUACAGUCGCAAGCACCAGCGGCAGCUGAAGGUGGCUUUGGAGCGGCUCCUGCCGCAGGUGGAGGCCGCCCGCAAGGCAGUCCGCGCCGCUCAGGUGGAGCGUUACGUGCCCGAGCACGAACGAUGGUGCUGGUGCCUGUGCUGCGGCUGUGAGGUGCGGAAACACCUGAGCCAUGGAAACCUGACCGUUCUGCACGGGGGGCUGCUGGAGCAUCUGGCCAGUCCAGAGCACAAGAAAGCAACCAACAAAUUCUGGUGGGAAAACAAGGCUGAGUUCCAGAUGAAAGAGAAGUUUUUGAUCUCCCCCCAGGACUUUGCACGAUUCAAGAAAUCCAUGGUGAAAAGUCUGGAUUCCUAUGAGGAAAAAGAAGAUGAAGUGAUUAAAGAGAUGGCAGCUCAGAUCCGAGAGGUGGAGCAAAGCCGGCAGGAGAUGGUUCGGUCUGUCUUAGAGCCUCAGACAGUGCCAGACCCAGAAGAGGGCUCUUCAGCACCUGGAAGCCGGAAAGGGACAAACAGCCAAGUAGCCUCCACCUCACAGCAGCCCUCAUACUUGGACCUGCCACCAGCCCCCGAGCUUGACUGGAUGGAGACAGGACAGCCUCUGACAUUCAUUGGCCAUCAGGCUUUUCCCUCUUGCUGCCCUAUUCCACAGCAUCAUGUGCUCAUUCCUCAGCCUCCAUGGUAUCCACACGACCCCCGCUGUCACUUAGGAGCGCCAACUCCCAAAUCAUCCCGUGCAGAAUCCAGUUCCAGCUCAAAACAGGGACACUUACAGAUACCCACAGGCACCUAACCCCCACCACUCCUUUUUAGUAAUUGUAGACAGAUUAUCACCUUUUUUUCAUCUCUCACAUUCCCUUAAUGAGUAUGCCCACCUCCUUUUUUUAUCUCUCAGAUUUGCUCAGUGAGUAUGCCUUGUCUCCUGAAUUUGGCCUCUAUUUCACCUUGGAACAAUCUCUACUCCUCCUGCAAUCUUGUGCCAAACACGAGAAAUAACCUCAUCACCUGCUAUCUUACAUCCUAUCCUCCAGCCUCCUGCUAUGCUCUUUACUUUUGAACAUGUAAUUGCUAUUUUUUUUAAACUGAGGGAUAAUUGCUUUACAAUAUGUGUUGGUUCCUGCCAUACGUUGAGUCAGCCAUAACUAUGUCCCCUCCCUUUUAACUUUGCUCCCACCGUCUUAAAUGACAUGUCUUCCUUCCCUCCUCUACUUACCCAUACCUUCCCCUUCAGCUGUCCCUUUUUCAUGGAAAACUUAUAAAUGUAUGUCAUACCAUGUAAAAA